UUUGAGCAUAUUUAGAUCUGAUGUUUAAAGAUUCUGCUUGGAGAAGAAUUGCACCAUGUUUCAUUACCUCUUUCUCCUCUGUUGUGUCUCUUUUGUUGGUGGGAUGGAAAGUGGCAUUAUAGGUGGAAAAGAGGCUAAACCUCAUUCCAGACCAUACAUGGCCUCUCUUCAGCGUAAUGGACAUCACACUUGUGGAGGGAUGCUGAUCAGAGAGGAUUUUGUAUUAACUUCAGCCCACUGUUUAAAUCGCAGUGAAUAUUCUGGUCGGAACCACUUGGAGGUCGUUCUGGGAGCCCACAAUUUAAAUCAGAAAGAAAAAAGCCAACAAAGGAUCCAAGUUAAACAAUACAUCCGUCAUCCAUUGUUUGAAAAACAGAAAAACAAGGAAGACUUCACCUAUGAUAUUAUGCUAUUAAAACUGAAGACCAAAGCCAAGCUAAAUAAAUUUGUGAAAGUAAUUCCUCUACCAAAGAAAAAUGGAAAAACACCAGCCCUUGUGAAAUGCUCCAUUGCUGGUUGGGGCAUGAAGAACAAAAAAGAAAUAAAGCCAUCAAGUGUGCUGCACGAAGUCUCUCUCAAACUGCAGUUCAGCUGUAAAUGUCAAAGCAAGUGGCAGAAGUGGUUCAAUUCUGAAAGAAAUAUCUGUACUGUCCCAGAUGGGAUAAAAGCUUUCUGUCAGGGUGACUCUGGCAGUCCUCUUGUUUGUGAAUCUGAACUUCUAGGAAUCGCUGCAUACACGUAUCCAAAUGACUGCACAAACAAGGAUUACCCUGAGGUCUUUGUUAAAAUACCAGCCUUCCUUGCUUGGAUUAAAAAAAAGAUGAAGUGAUAAAACAGACUCUUAUGUAAAAUACAUUUAUGCAGCAAAAUAAUGCAUCAUGACAUGUGUGUUAUGUAUUUCAUAUUACAUAGCUCUAAUGUUAUGCUUGUAUUUUUUUGUAUCGUUUUUCAACCCAGUAAACAUCUGAUAUCACACAUUGAAAUGCUUGGCACAGUCACAUAUUUGUGUCCGUAUGAAUAGGCAGUUCAGAGACUGUCAUUAAUGACAAAUAUAUGCUUCAAUUAUUAAAUGGCAUCAACUUCCUGUGACUGAUUGCAAAUAAAACACUGUGUACUCUGA
This is a messenger RNA of Misgurnus anguillicaudatus (oriental weatherfish), 1120 nucleotides long. The record is from RefSeq and is a predicted model, not a curated record. Lineage: Eukaryota; Metazoa; Chordata; Actinopteri; Cypriniformes; Cobitidae.